GAUGAUGUCACCAAAGAAGAGGGCCACCAUUCAGUGCGCUAUCGUCGGCAUGUUCUUUCUGUCCGUGUUCGCGAACGUCUUCAUACUGCUGACUACGCGCAUGAAAGACAAAAUGGAGGACUACGACGGAUACGAUUACCACGAAACCAACGAGGACACAGGCAAAGAUUUGAAACUCUCGGUACUUAGCGCUGCCUUGACCGGAAAAGAAAAUGCUUCGCGGAAAGAUUUUAUAAAAUCGUUAGCUGCUUGCAUACGCGAUAAAAUGAAAAAACUCGAAACAGAAAAAGAAAAGCUAACAAUUUUGUCAUUGCCUAAUAAUAUUAAUAAUAAUUUCGAAAAUAACUUUAUAAUCGACAGCGACGUUAUACGAUCGAUGAACUGGACUCUGAAACGCGAAUAUAUACAACAAAAAUCUGUUUUUAAACUGCUAACCAGACCAGUUAUCACAACUCAUGAUUACUCGUACAUUCACAACCCAAAAGACGAAUGCAUCAGGAGAAAAAUCGACGUCGUCUUAGCCGUCCCGUCCGCGCCGGAUAAUUUCGAAUUCCGGAUGAAAACACGAGAAGGAUUAAAAGGCUCUUACUCGCACGAGAGAAGCAACAACGCGACGCUGUUGUUUUUCUUAGGCCGGUCGGAUCACCAUAACAAGUCCCGACGGUUCCAAGUUCAAAUCAACAUGGAAAUGAGGCGAUUCGGCGACAUCGUGCAAGAUAAUUUUAUCGACGCUUACAAAAACUUGACGUUGAAAACGGUAUCGGUGCUGAAAUGGGUCAGCACGUUCUGCUCGCGUGCGAAGUACGUCAUCAAAUCGGACGACGACGUCGGGAUCAAAGUCGCCAUUGCGAUCAACGCACUGCAACGCUAUCGGAAAAAUUACGGGAAUUUUAUUUUAGGGCGGUGGAACACGAUGAAUAUCGUGCAGAGGAAUCCUGCUGUGAAGAACUACGUUUCUCCUGACGAAUACAAGCCGGCCACCUUCCCGCCCCACGUGCUAGGAGGCGCUAUGGGGUUUCCCGUUACCACGGCUAAGCUUCUGUACGAGGCCGCACUAAGGAUUCCUAGAGUCUGGCUGGAUGACGUGUUUCUCAGCGGGAUCUGCGCUCCGCUUGUCAACGUCCCUGUGUUCAUGGAUGCAGAUUUUGAUUUUAAACAUAGACAAUGGACAUGAGUGAUAUUUAAACAUAGACAAUUGAUAUGAAUGGUAUUUAAGAGUGUCAAAGAGUUAGGAAAUGAAACUGACCAGCUGUAAUUACAAAUCUAAUGUAAACCUGAUGAAAUCAAUUUAAUUAAAAAGAACGACCAAGUGAUGAAACAUCAUUGAAAAAUUAUCGAACCUGAUCUUGAAGCCAUACUUAUUACCAACUGUGAUAUUGUGAUAUUAUAGAUGUCAUUACCUUUUUGUCCUACCUGUUAAGUUUACAAAUACGAUAAUUUCUUUUAUUGUUGGUAAAACACGAGACAGAUGUCUUUAUUUUUAUAUUAUUUAU
Molecule: messenger RNA, 1493 nt
Organism: Physella acuta
Lineage: Eukaryota; Metazoa; Mollusca; Gastropoda; Physidae
Product: beta-1,3-galactosyltransferase 1-like
Biological process (GO): protein O-linked glycosylation
Cellular component (GO): Golgi membrane
Molecular function (GO): hexosyltransferase activity
Source: RefSeq, a predicted model, not a curated record